This is a messenger RNA of Ilex paraguariensis (yerba mate), 1894 nucleotides long. The record is from the annotation of a GenBank genome assembly. Lineage: Eukaryota; Viridiplantae; Streptophyta; Magnoliopsida; Aquifoliales; Aquifoliaceae.
GAUCCGACCCGUUGAUCUGAUGACUUCACUGAGUUCACUCUGAUCAGCGACUCUUACGUUCCAAACUACGUAACUCUAAACAGUUCUUUCAUUUUCCUUUCCAAGACCCUCACUUUCACCAAUUCAAAGCCCUAAAAUUCUUCCAUGUCUUCCAAAUGGAUCCAUAUUCUGAACAAAGACUGAGAGACGAGGUCAUCUACCUCCACUCUCUCUGGCGCCAAGGCCCUCCCAGACCAAACCCUAACCGUAGAAACCCCAACCCCAACACAUCAAUUCACCUCCAACCCUCCAGUUCCAGACAAUUCAAGAAGGAAAGACAGAGACCCAGAGGCAAAAGAGGCGGAAAACUCGUAAACAAGCCACCAAAUUCUGACCCACCUCUGGUCUCCGACGUAGAAUGGCCUUGCAAACCCCCCGGCGAAGCCCCGCCGGAAACUUCUUCCGGGUGGCCAAAAUUGAGUCCCAAAUGGACUCCCACGACCCGGUUACCCUCUGCCGAAGAACAAGCCCGAUUUGCUGCGAAUCAAGUGCAUAGAAAGGCUUUGAAAGCUACUCAAGAAUUCUUGACAUGGGCUGCGGAUAGUGAUAAUGAUACUGAUGAGGACAAUGAGAUGGAGGAUGAUUUGAUGGGUGAUGAUGGAUGUGAAGAGUACAAGUUUUUCUUGAAUGUGUUUAAGGAAGAUGGUGAGUUGAAGAGUUACUACGAGAAGAAUUAUGAGAAUGGUGAAUUUUCUUGCUUGGUGUGUGGUGGGGUUGGGCAGAAAGUUGGGAAGAGAUUUAUGAACUGUGUUGCUCUUGUCCAGCAUUCUAAGUCAAUAGCUAAGACGAAGAAGAGGCGGGCGCAUAGAUCUUAUGGGCAGGCAAUUUGUAAAGUUCUUGGUUGGGAUAUUGAUCGGCUGCCCUCCAUUGUUAUGCUGUCGGCUAAAUCUGAACAGUCUCAGGGGAAUGCUGAUCGCGUUGGUAAGGAGUUAAACAAUGUGGAUACUGCAAACGCUGAUGGUGGCGAAGUGGUUAAAUCUGGAGAGUCACAGGGGAAUGUUGAUAAUGGAGGUAAAGAGUUAAACAGUGCUGAUUUCCUAAACUCUAAUGAUGGUGAAGUGGGUAAAUCUGUGCAGGGGAAUGCUGAUAAUGCUGGUGAGGAGAUAAACGACGUAGAUUCUCUAAAUGCGAGUGAUGGUGAAGUGUUUCUGGGGAAGGAAUCUGUGUUGAGUGUAAAUUUAUCCAAUAAUGGUGAAGUGGUUCUGGAGAAGGAAUCUAUGUUGAGUGUAAAUUUAUCCAAUAAUGGUGAAGUGGUUCCGGAGAAAGAAUCUAUGUUGAGUGUGAAUUUGUCCAAUAAUGGUGAAUCGAUGGUUCACAAGAAUUCUUUACCGGUAGAUGAUGCUAGUCAAUGCAUGCAAGCUCUUGACAAGGGGGUUCUAAAUUCAGUGGAAGGAGAUGCAGAGGGAGUGUUUAAUGGAUUGUGCAGGAACCUCUCAAAGACGAUGGUACCUGGUGAGAUGAUUCUUGCCUUCUAGUUAAGUGUGCACCGACUAUUUGUGGUUUUUGAUUUUUGCUGAUGGUAUGCGCUUGUUAUGUUUGCACCAAGUUUCAGGUUUCUUUGAAAGAAGCAUGUGUUUGAAUUUUGAUGGGUACAAAGGAGAUUUUGGUUUCUUUAAUUAGGAUCAUUCCUUUAAGGACAGGCAAGGAAAAAAGCAUACAAGUGAAUUAGGCUUCUCUUUUGCCAGUUAUGAAGAAUGAGAAGCGGGGGAACUUUUCAGCUGUCAAAUUCGUAUGCCAGCCCCUAUUUUUUUUUUUUAAAGUAUUGACUUGUGCAAUCUGCUCUGUGGAUAUUCAAAUCUGUGACACUUCUCUAUAGUAAUGAACAACUGUGUUUCUUAUGUACUCUCUCUCUCUC